Gallus gallus (chicken) is the source of this 1482-nucleotide messenger RNA. RefSeq names its product XK related 8 (gene XKR8). Lineage: Eukaryota; Metazoa; Chordata; Aves; Galliformes; Phasianidae. The transcript has 3 exons. Gene Ontology annotation, cellular component: plasma membrane. Gene Ontology annotation, biological process: engulfment of apoptotic cell; apoptotic process involved in development; phosphatidylserine exposure on apoptotic cell surface. The record is from RefSeq and is marked provisional. Bases 5 to 1249 code for a protein of 414 amino acids.
GGGGAUGGCGGCGCGGGGCCCGGCGCGCUUCGGGCCGUGGCAGUGGCUGCUGGCGGCGGCGGGCGCGGCGGCGGCGGUGUGGGAUGCGGGAGCGGACGUGUGGGUGGCGGUGGGGUACGCGCGGGCGGGGCAGCCGGGCUGUGCGGCGCUGGGGUUGGGGCUGUGGGCCGCGGGCAGCGCCGCCCGGCAGGCCUGCAGCUGGCUCUGGUUCCGCUCCGAUCCGUCGACGCUGCGGCCCGAGCUGUCCCGCCGCCCGCUCGCCGCGCUGCACCUCCUGCAGCUCGGCUUCCUCUACAGGUGCCUCCGAGCGCUGCGGUUGGGAUGGAGGCUGUGCCGGGAGGAGGCGACGGAGGAGGAGAGGGACCACAUGGCGUUCCUGACCCACGACAUCAGCAUGCUGCGCCUCUUCGAGACCUUCCUGGAGAACGCCCCGCAGCUCGCGGUGCUCCUCUACAGCGUCCUGCGCACCAACAAGGCUGAGCCUUCCCAGGGAAUGGGGAUCUGCACGGCGUUCCUGUGUGUGACGUGGUCCCUGCUGGACUACCACCAGUCGCUGCGCUCCUUCCUGCAGGACAAGUACGAGAUGGGCUGGGGCUCCUCCGUCAUCUACUUCCUAUGGAACCUCUUCCUGCUCUGCCCCCGCAUCCUGGCGCUCGCUCUCUUUGCCCUGCUGUGGCCCUACGGUGUGGCCGUGCAUUUCCCACUGGUGUGGCUGGCGAUGUUCAUCUGGGUCAGCCUGCAGGGCACCGACUUCAUGGAGUCGCCGGGCCCCGAGCAGCUCUACCGCGCCAUGGUGGCCGUCAUCCUCUACUUCAGCUGGUUCAACGUGGCCCCGGGGAGGACUCUGUACCGCAGCAUCAUCUAUCACAGCUUCAUCCUGCUGGACAGCACGCUGCUGACCCUGGCCUGGCUCUGGGGCCAUCCCCCUGAGGAGCAGCGCCCGUACCUCAUCCCGGUGCUGUGCGCUGCGCUGCCCUGCUACCUCCUGGGGCUGCUGCUGCGCGUCACCUACUACGGGUGGCUGCACCCCAACGUGCGAGCGCAGCCACGGAGCGGCGGCGAUGAGGUGGACGCUGAGGGAAGGCACGAUGGGGUGGUGGAGUUCCGCAGCAUCUCAGAGCCCUCUGAGCUCCGCAGCGUUUCAGGGCCGGACCUGGUGAACUCCCGGCUGCGGUGCCUCGCGAGGAGCCACUUCCCACUGUCUGCACUGGCAGAGCCGCGCCUGCUGAAUGGGGCAGCUGCUGUCUGAGGCUGCGUCCUGCACUCCUUGGGAUGGAGUUGUGCCUUAUCCAAGCAGUUUGAGUUGUUGGGGAGGUUCUGUUUGGUGCUUCCUAUGUGUGCCCCAGGCUGCAGUUCUGGCGGUUCGUUGCCACAGCAGGGAUGCAGGCAGGAAGGCUCGGGGCUCGGCCUGCACGGUGUGGGUGCACUGCUGGUUCUUGUUAUUUAUUGUUCACCUUUUCUAAACAAACAAACAAAAAAGCA